Messenger RNA from Penicillium cinerascens, 1356 nucleotides. RefSeq names its product DUF3712 domain-containing protein. Gene Ontology annotation, cellular component: fungal-type vacuole membrane. The transcript has 3 exons. Lineage: Eukaryota; Fungi; Ascomycota; Eurotiomycetes; Eurotiales; Aspergillaceae. The record is from RefSeq and is a predicted model, not a curated record. The coding region runs from base 1 to 1356 and encodes 451 amino acids.
AUGGGCAAGAAUCUAGAUGACCGGCCUGCCUACUUGAGCUCCGAUGGCGCCAAGUACUCCUUGGGUGUUCACCGCGGGCCAUUAGCCCCGGUGGGCGCCGACAACCCGAAAUUGGAGCAGGUCCAAUCCGCCGGUGGUAUCUCGCUAGCUACCAAUCGAUCCAAGAAGGAGAAGUUUGCGCGUCAUUGGAGGCGUUUCUGGUGCUGCUACCUCAUCGGCAAUGUCAUCUUCCUCGCCAUCUUCCUCCCCGUUUUCUUCCUCGUGGUCAUCCCCGCCAUCUCGCAACUGGUCGUCAACAAGUCCCACCUGGUCCUCGUCAAUGCCGCGGUCAUGCAGCCGCGCGCCGACUCCAUCCAAUUGACGCUGCAGUCGGCGCUGGACUUGAGUAUAGCCUUGCCCGUGCGCAUCGAGCCCAUCACACUGGACCUGUUCAUGCGCGACACCGGUCCCAAGGAGCCCUGGGGCAACGUCACCAUUCCCGGGAUGACGAUCAAAGGUAACACCACCCUCGGUGUUACCGACGUGCCCACGCCAUUCAUCAACUCGACCACCUGGGCCAGCUUCGUGCAUGACGUCGUCUUCAAAAAGUAUUCCACCUUGUCUCUCAAGGGGUCGACCAAUUCCUUCCUGGGAGUGUUGAAGUCGCAUGUGGUCUUGGACAAGGACAUCGUCUCACCGGGCUUGAACUCUUUGGAGGGUUUCAGCAUCUCUGAUAGUGCCCUGCGUCUCCCUCCUCUCGCAGAUGGCACGAACCUGGUGGGCAACGCCACGCUCCCCAAUCCCUCCGUGCUUACCAUUGAGAUCGGCACAAUCACCCUCGACAUCAAGUCCGGCGACUUGGUGAUCGGCAAUGCCACCUUGGAGGACCUUACUCUCAAGCCCGGCGACAACAAGCACCCGCUCAAGGCCGUUCUGGACAUUAACACCAUUUUCAAGCAUCUGGGCGAGGUGCUCAAGUCCCAGGCCAACCUCCUGAAGACCGGCAAUCUGACCUUGAACACCAUCACCAAGUCGGUGGUCUGGGAGAACGAGACGGUGCCCUACUACACCAAGGCCAUGUCCGAGCUCACGCUCACGGCAGAGGUGCCGCUCAUGGACACCCUGAAAAACACGUUACACAGCCUCAACAUCACCGCGCUCGAGGCGUACGCCAAGUCCAAUAAGACUGGCGGCGGUCUUCUGAGCACUCUGAAGGGCGAUCUCAGCAACAUGGAAUCCAGCAGUUCCAGCUCCGGCUCCGGCCUCUCGUCCAUCCUGAAGAAGAACGUGCACGUACGUGAUGCGCUCAAGGACAUCCACCCGGUCAAGCGAGACGCCGCCUUGGACUCACUGGCCAAUCUCUUCAUGACGCUGUGA